Molecule: messenger RNA, 5289 nt
Organism: Ictalurus furcatus (blue catfish)
Lineage: Eukaryota; Metazoa; Chordata; Actinopteri; Siluriformes; Ictaluridae
Gene: ipo13b
Product: importin 13b
Exons: 21
Coding region: 855-3752 (965 amino acids)
Biological process (GO): protein import into nucleus
Cellular component (GO): cytoplasm; nuclear membrane
Molecular function (GO): small GTPase binding
Source: RefSeq, a predicted model, not a curated record
GGAAAGCCUUCCCAGAAGAGUGGCGCUUAUUAUAACCAUAAUGAGGGAAUCAAUCUGAAAAGGCAUGUUCAACAAGCACAUAUGGAAGUAAUGGUCAGUUGUCCACAAACUUUUGGCCAGGAAAAAUACAUGAACUUAAAAUAACAUGAAAUUCUCUGGAAAUAUCACACGGGGUCACUAUUAGGCUACAUUAGACAUAUUGAGACAACAAGAACAACAACAAAAAACUCAAUUUCCCAGAAUGCAAUAGGAUGGACCAUAAUGAAAGCGCCUGUGUAAAAAUAAGGCAGGGUUUUUAACACUACAUAUAAAUAGGUAAAUACAUAGCUUAGAAUUGUUUCGCAAAUAUCAUCAUUAUUGGACAUAUAAAGCACUUGAUAGGGUUUAGAAGGCAUUUGUUCAUACUCCAUACAGUAGGGACUAGAGAGAGAGGGAGAGAGAGAGAGGUGAAGUGAAGGAUGGGAGGGGGAAGCACGGGUUUUUAGAAACACUGCACCAUUGAGAACAGACACAUCCGGGCUUAUUUUUUUAUGAACAUUUCAUUACCUAGAUAAUAAUGCGGAAAACUGUCCUAUAAUGUGGACACAUGGAGACAUGGUCUGGUCCAGACAUUUAGAGUAGAAUAGAAAAACAAAAACGCACACACAAAAAAACAUGGCUGAGCAACGCUAGCUUCACACUCACUAGCUAAGACACCGCUUCGAGCCUCCUGUUCAGCUAGCUAAUCUGUCUCUGGCAAAGUAACGAAAGGGAAAAAAAGGAAGAAGAAUAAUAGAGUAAAAGCUACGAGACUUUAAAACAAACUAACAACAACGACAGCAACCCUGAAGACGUAGCUGUGUUGAGUAUCUGUCAUGUUCGCCUGUUCUGAGAGCAUGGAGACACCGGCUAGGACAGCAGCGAGCACCGCCGACUUCACCGUGGAGAACGUAGAGAAGGCUCUGCACCAGCUGUAUUAUGACCCAAACAUUGAGAAUAAGAACCUGGCUCAGAAGUGGCUGAUGCAGGCUCAGAUCUCCCCUCAGGCCUGGCAGUUCUGCUGGGCUCUGCUCAGUCCUGAUAAGGUCCCAGAGAUCCAGUACUUUGGUGCCAGCGCCCUACACACCAAGAUCUCGCGCUAUUGGGGUGACAUCCCGGGCGAGCAGUACGACACCCUCAAGACGCAGCUUUUCUCCCAGAUUGCCCUGUUUGCCUCAGGCUCUAAGAUUGUGCUGACACGGCUGUGUGUCGCCCUGGCUUCACUGGCACUCAACACAAUGCCUGAGGCGUGGCCUGGCGCUGUCUCCGAGAUGGUGCGAGUCUUCCAGGAGGAAGGGAGCACUGUGGACGGGCGCGCUCGCUGCCUGGCACUGCUCGAGCUCCUCACCGUGCUGCCCGAGGAGUUCCAGACGAGCCGGCUGCCGCAGUACCGCCGGGGGCAGGUUCGGGGCGCUCUGGGUCGAGAGUGGGCAUCUGUUUAUCCGCUGCUUCAGCAGCUACUGCGUCAAGCUGACUCACCAGCAUCGGUGAAGGCGCGUGCACUGAAGUGCCUGUCCAGCUGGGCGUUGCUGGACGUGCCGCUCAGCGAGAGCGAGGGUCUGUUGGAAGCUGGCUUUGCUGCACUUAAUGAUCCUGAACUGUUUGACGCUGCCGUAGAGGCCAUCGUCAAUGCCAUCUCACAGCCUGACUCACAGAGGUACCUGAACACUUUACUGAAGCUGGUUCCGCAAGUGUUGCAGCUCCAGGACCAACUACAAGAAGCCGUACAGAAUGGAGAUAUGGAGACGUCGCAUGGGAUCUGUCGGAUCGCCGUCUCUCUGGGAGAGAACCAUUCCAGGGCUCUCCUGGAGCAGGUGGAGCACUGGCAGAGUUUCCUGGCGCUGGUCAAUAUGAUUAUGUUCUGCACUGGCAUCCCUGGCCACUACCCGGUCAACGAGACCACGAGCUCUCUCACUCUAACAUUCUGGUACACACUGCAGGAUGACAUCAUGUCAUUCGAGGCAGAGAAGCAAGCGGUGUAUCUGCAGGUUUACAGACCUGUGUAUUUCCAGCUGGUGGACGUGCUGCUCCACAAAGCCCAGUUUCCUAGUGAUGAAGAGUACGCCUCUUGGUCGUCUGACGAGAAGGAGCAGUUCAGGAUCUACAGGGUGGACAUAUCUGACACCCUGAUGUAUGUCUACGAGAUGCUGGGAGCAGAGUUGCUUAGCAACCUGUAUGACAAGCUAGGCAGGGUGCUUACUAAUGCAGAUCAACCAACAUCUUGGCAGCAUACAGAGGCUCUGCUGUAUGGUUUCCAGUCCAUAGCAGAAACGAUAGACGUGAACUACUCCGAUGUCAUUCCCGGCCUGAUCGGCCUCAUUCCCCGAAUCAACAUCAACAACGUACAGCUUGCGGACACUGUCAUGUUCACUAUAGGAGCGUUGGCAGAGUGGUUAGCAGAUCACCCAGUGAUGUUGAGCAGUGUGUUGCCGCUGGUGCUGCAGGCAUUAGGGAAUCCAGACCUUUCUAUCUCCAGCGUUUCCACCCUGAAGAAGAUCUGCAGGGAGUGCAGAUACGACCUGCCGCCCUACGCUACGAACAUCGUUGCUGUUUCACAGGAAGUGCUUAUUAAACAGAUCCACAAGACAAGUCAGUGUAUGUGGUUGAUGCAGGCUCUAGGUUUUCUGCUAUCCGCACUGCCAGUGGAGGACAUUCUCCACAAUCUGCACUCUCUCAUCACACCUUACAUCCAGCAGCUGGAGAAACUGUCUCAAGAGACUCCAAACCCCUCUAAUAAACUGGCUAUCAUCCACAUCUUGGGCCUGCUGUCAAACCUCUUUACAACCCUGGACAUCACCAAGCAGGAAGAGGAAUCUGGAGAAAGUGCACCGCCUGUCAAAGCCAGUCCACCUCAAACUGGUCCCAACCCAGUGGUGGUGGUGUUGCAGCAGGUUUUUGCCCUCAUUCACACUGUCCUCAGUAAAUGGCUGAAUGACUCACAGGUUGUAGAGGCUGUGUGUGCUAUCUUUGAGAAGUCAGUGAAGACUCUGCUCCAUGACUUUGCUCCUAUGGUGUCUCAGCUGAGUGAGAUGCUGGGUCAGAUGUACAGCACUAUCCCACAAGCCUCUGCACUGGACCUGACCCGUCAGAUGAUGCAUAUAUUUGCCAGUGAGCCAGACCACUUUCCCCCAAUCAAAGCCCUGUUUGAGCUGGUCACCUCCGUCACCCUCACCAUCUUCCAGCAAGGGCCCAGGGAUCAUCCUGAUAUUGUUGAUUCAUUUAUGCAACUCCAAGCUCAGGCUCUGAAACGGAAGCCCGAUUUGUUUUUAUCCGAGAAUCUUGAUGUGAAAGCGGUGUUCCACUGUGGAGUUCUGUCGCUCAAAUUCCCAGAGGCCCCAACUGUCAAGUCUACCUGCCUCUUCUUUACGGAGCUGUUGCCGCACUGUGCAGACAUUCCUCCUGUGGGCCAAGUUGUGCAGGAAGAUGGCAAGCUCCUGUUGCUGGCUGUGUUGGAGGCAAUCGGUGGGCAAUCUUCACGCAGUUUAAUGGACCAGUUUGCAGAAGUGUUGUUCUCCAUGAAUAAGCACUGUUUCAGUCUGCUCACUGUGUGGCUCAAAGAGGCCCUGCAGUCUCCGGGCUUUCCCUCAACCCGAGUCUCUGACGAACAGAAAGACACAUUCAGCCAGCAGGUCCUUAGGGAGCGAGUGAAUAAGCGACGGGUGAAGGACAUAGUGAAGGAGUUCACUCUGGUGUGUCGAGGGCUGCAUGGCACAGAGUAUGCAGCAGAAUACUGAGCACUGAAGUCCAAAGUGAUCCAAUUCCUAGCAGCGCCCACCCCCAUUGGAAACCCAUACCUGAAUAAUAGAAUAGUGAAAGCCUGACAGAUGGAUAUUGUUCAGAGCAUGCACUGUAAGGACCUGAUGAGGGCACUAUCUUUAAUAUAUAUAUUUUUUAUUAUUUCUCUCUUCCCCCAUGUCUUGCUCUCACCAGGUGGUUUUGGACCCUCUUGCAAGUGGUCUGUACUGCUUUCAUCUAAGCAGUACUUUUCACAUACGUCUUUCUCUCCUUUUCUCCCCGCUCACCACUAUUUCAGCAUGUACGUUGUUACAGUUUACCUCCCCUCCACAAACCCUUCUCACGUUCCGGGAUCUUCCGUGGCUCCUAGGCUGUUUUCUUGUGAUGAUUUGCGAAAUUUAUCAACGAUGGAAUAGUGGUUGUUAAAUGUUUUAUUUUGUAACUUAAAAUCACCGAUAUCGAAAAGUAAAUAUAUAUCCACAUGUAAAAAUAUCCACGUAUAUAUCUGUCAGACUGGGGGAGGUUUGAGAGUCCUUAUGGAUACUGCUGCUGACAAAGAGAGGGACCAAUCAUUUUUCUCCGUGGCUUUAUAUAUACACUUGUCUGUAUAAACUAACUAGCCUCAACUCAUAACAUGUUUCACAACAUGAUUCAGUAGGGAGGGGAAGAAAAGGUUGUGAACUUUGUCAUGGGUCAUGGUCUUUUUUUAAUGAUUGAAAAUGUAUUAUUUUAAUAUUUAACAGCAGCAUGCACGGGGCUGGUUGAGUUGAUGUUACAGACACACACUCGUUAAAUAGUGAAAACAUCAGACUUUGACGAUCAUGAAAGUAGUCCUGAUUUUAGUUUUCCUCUGGGGAAAGCUGCUGGGAGCCCAUAAUGUAUGUGAAAUACACUUGUAGAUGUCCUUGUGUGUCUUUUUGGAUAGAAAGAACGUCACACGAAGAGAGGACAGCGGUCAACUGUAAGCUGUGCACACAACACUGUACGGGUGGUGAUAAUCGUUUAUUUCAGCCGUGAACAGACUAUUUUCUGGUGUAUGUACGUGCACACAUGCGUGCCAUUGUUCACUUGCUUGUCCAAAUUGCAGCUUCUGUACACUGUUGAGUGCACUUAUCAAAGAACUGAACACAAUCUAUACUCCAAGUCCCCUUGUGUUUGCCAUUAGAUGCCCCUGAAUAGGACACUUCGGUGGCUGGGUGUCUCUCUGUCCCUGUCUACUGCCCAGCUGCUGCCUGCAAACAUGUAGCAUGUGUGUUUUGUUUUUGGCCAGGGGAAUGGGGCAUGCAGCAACAGCACGUGUCGUGUCGCAUUCGACAGGUGAGGAUGCUUCCUCAUCCUGCCAUUUUGUUUACCAGUGAGAUAUAUAUAUAUAUAUAUAUAUAUAUAUAUAUAUAUAUAUAUAUAUAUAUAUAUAUAUAUAUAUAUAUAUAUAUAUAUUAGAGAGGGGGAAGAUAAAAGAGGAGAAAUGUACAAGAGUUUGUGGGAUUUUUUUCUUUUGUACCUUGUUUUAAUUUAUUAAAUAUAUCUAAGAUGGCA